UGGACGAGCGCGAGGCCCGGAUGUCCCUGCAGACGGAGUCGCCCGUCGCCAAAGCGAGGCGCGAACAGGCCCUCCGCAACAUCUUGGCGUCCCGUAGGCGCAAGCAGGCCCUGCGUCGGCGCACCGCCGUCUCCGUCACCUCGGACGCGGUUGCCCGCGGCAGCUCGAGUCGCAGGAAGUCGCACCAGCCGAGGGAGACAGGCUCGAGCGACCUCCUAGAAAUGCAGGAAUCACAAAACGGCCUCUACGUCACCGUGCCCGAGCAGCACUCGAUCAACGACACGCAGGACAUCGUCAUCGAGACCCUCGGCUUGGCCACCACGGCCACUAGUAGUAGUAGUAACGGUGGAAGGCGCAGCGGCACAAUGUCGAUCUCAUCGAAGCCGUACAGGAACAACGCCUCGAUGGAGCACCGUGUCAAGAAGAUCGUGUCGAUGCCCGCCUCCUUGUACAAUCACUUCAGGCCCGUCGAGAGCAACAUCCCCAUCGAGGACAUGUCCCAGUUUUUGUAUUUCGGCCAGAAGCUCCGAGGAACCGGCAUGGCCAAGGACACUUCAUCGAUGAGUCCAGCAUCAAAAAAGCUUCUUCUAGCCGGCCUUGAGGAUAUGCUCGAUGACGAUAUGAACAGCGUUGACAAUCUACGUAUGACAGCGUCCACGAAGAUACGAAAAACAAGUUUGCGAGAGCAGACGACGAGGCCGGUAUGCCCUGACAAGAUAACGGAGGCUCGUCGUAACAGCAUCAAUGGCACCGAGGCCCAAAAGAACCAGGGCACCGAAACUUCUCUUGGUCUACGCAUAAUCGUUACCGAGGCACCCAUAAGACCAAUAAGCACAAUGGCCGAUACUUUAAUGUACUUUGUGGGGAAUAGAAGGAAUACUACGCAGGCUAAUUCAAUGGCAUUGAUAACGACGUCGUCGAUGAUAACAACACCGGCAAUGGCAGCAACGUCCGCGAUAACGACAACGACAACGCCGAUGACCCCGUACGACUACGACUACGCCGUCAAUACCGUUGAUGAAAGUAACAACGAUGACGACGUCGAGGAGAUCGUCGACAACAACUACAGAAGCAGCAACAACGGAAGAGGUAACGCCAGAAUCUACCGAGGUAUGUUAAGUUAA
This is a messenger RNA of Ceratosolen solmsi marchali, 1124 nucleotides long. RefSeq lists its product as uncharacterized. The record is from RefSeq and is a predicted model, not a curated record. Lineage: Eukaryota; Metazoa; Arthropoda; Insecta; Hymenoptera; Agaonidae. Bases 21 to 1124 code for a protein of 367 amino acids. The transcript is spliced from 4 exons.